CCUUGCCCAGGUAUAAAUACCAGGGUUUCACCAACAGGCAGAGUGUGUCAGUCACCAGUUGGAAACAGCUCAGACAACCAAAACCGCCAAGAUGAAUGGCAAGAUCGUCUUUUACGAGGACAGGAACUUCAUGGGCCGUUCCUGGGAGUGCAAUGGAGACUGUUCCGAUAUGUCCUCCUACAUGGGUCGCUGCCACUCCUUCAGGGUGAUGAGCGGCUGCUGGAUGUUCUACGAUAAGUGCAACUACAUGGGACAUCAUUAUUUCUUCAGGAGGGGCGAGUAUUCUGACUACAUGAGCAUGUGGGGAUGUAACAACUGCGUCAGGUCUUGUCGCAUGAUUCCCUGGUACAGUGGAUCCUACAGAAUGAGGGUCUACGAGAGGGAUAACUACAUGGGCCAGAUGAUGGAGAUGACCGACGACUGCGACAACUUCAUGACCCGCUACAACUGGUCCCAUGGAUGUCAGUCCUGCCACGUGAUGGACGGCCACUGGCUCUUCUAUGAGCAGCCCAACUACAUGGGCAGGAUGUGGUACUUUGGACCCGGACACUACAGGAGCUUCAGGGACUGGGGCAACAUGAGGUUCAUGAGUAUGAGGCGCAUUAUGAGCAACUGGUACUAAGAAAUCAAUAUUAAAUAUAAAGAAGUGUUCAAUAAAAAUGUGCAGUGAGGUGAAA
Molecule: messenger RNA, 677 nt
Organism: Astyanax mexicanus (Mexican tetra)
Lineage: Eukaryota; Metazoa; Chordata; Actinopteri; Characiformes; Acestrorhamphidae
Product: gamma-crystallin M2-like
Exons: 3
Coding region: 92-622 (176 amino acids)
Biological process (GO): lens development in camera-type eye; visual perception
Molecular function (GO): structural constituent of eye lens
Source: RefSeq, a predicted model, not a curated record